This is a messenger RNA of Drepanopeziza brunnea f. sp. 'multigermtubi' MB_m1, 2634 nucleotides long. Lineage: Eukaryota; Fungi; Ascomycota; Leotiomycetes; Helotiales; Drepanopezizaceae. The record is from RefSeq and is a predicted model, not a curated record.
AUGUCGCCGCGUAGGGUGAGCGGCAGGAGGAAGAGCAAAGUCGUGUAUCGCAACCAUCCAGGCUACUACUACCCAUCGCAACCUCACAGUACCGCUGCCCCAGCUUAUUCGUCGUCGUCGCCCGAGCAGUUACUCCACGGUAGCAAUAACAGCAGCAACAACAACAACACCACCAGCAGCAACAUCAACAAUCAUGACGGCCAGCAGCUCUACGGUCAGACUCCAAAUUUGGAUCUUCAGGGUUACUUUGUCGUUCACCACCCUUCGAAUGGAUACUCGAAUCCCAGCCCCGUAGUCCGCCAGAACUAUUCUGACGAGACUUCGUGGCUAUCUUUGUCUUCCCCGGCGUAUGCGUUGACUUCUGUCCAACCGAACUCCCAUCUCCAGCAGCUGGAGAAUUAUGGGGGAAGCUGUGGCCAAUCUCCAGGAAGCGAGGUGCCGCAGAUCCAGGAGACGUCCUGGACCAUAACCACUCCACGGACUAGCAAUGCGGACUUGGAGAUGGAUGGCAUGUCGGACAUGCAAAUGGGAAGCUUGGGAAGCUUCGAUGCGAGUAACACGGGCUUCUCGGCGGCCAAUACUGCCACAUCCUCCUUCUCGGAGACUUACGUGUUUCCAAUGAGCUCCAAUUUCGGUACUUCUGCAAAUCAACUUAGUGGUCUGGAGCCACCAGAGGGGUACCACAAUAUAGGCCAGGCAUUCGAUGCUUCAUCUCCAGGUGUUGCAAAUCCUGGCUCGCCGUUUCUCGAUAAUCUCAGAUUCGAAAAUGAUUUCGUGGCAGUGUCCCCUGGAUGGAACAAUGACAUGCUGUUGUAUGGUACAGAAGCUUCUCAGUGGUCAUUGGAACCUUUGAUAGCACCUCACCAGACCCAGCAGCUGCAGCUACAACCGCAGCUACAACCGCAGCUACAACCGCAGCUACAAAAUCAGCAUAAUCCUGCGGGUCUCCAACAAAAUCCUUGGAAUUCGCAGAGCAACGUCUACCAGCACACUACAAGUUCCGGGGGCGUAGCUUUCGAGCCUAUACGAGGGACGCCGUACCAGACUCACAUAGCAAGGCAAGAAUUCCUAGAUGUCAUUCAGCCCAACAUCCAAUACCGUGGUGCGGACCCUGUCAGCCCGACCAGCGACAAUGAUGGUUCUUGGGCUCUCUUGUCGAAUCCAGCCAGUAGCUACACCCCGUCACACGGCUCUCCUUUUUCGCAAUCCUCGCCACCCUCGCAUACGCCUUCGCCGCCUCAACAGGAGAUCGAGAUACACUCGCAUAUCUUCAACUCAAUCCCAGGACCUCCAAUGGCGAAAGCUCUGCGAGGGCGAAAAAGAGGUCUGACAGAUGUAGAAAAGAAACAGGCUCGAGAUGUGCGGGAUGCCAAGGCUUGUUGGGCUUGUCAUAUCUCCAAGACGAAGUGUUCCCCUUGCUCGCCAGGAAGACCGUGUGAACAGUGUGCAAGACUCGCCGGGAAGAGACGUUUCUGCCUCUUCUCUUGCUUCAAUGACCCGCUCGAGUCGUUAUCGACGUUCCUAGUUCCGUCCUACCUGAUGGGUCACUUCACCAUAGCCAACGUCGAGUCCUUUGUGACCAGGAAUGCGUCAAGCUGGGGUACCCAGUUCAUGUGCAUUCGGAUGGAUUGGGGGUACCGGAAGCUACUCCAGGCAGAUGUUGUGGCACUGGCCUUGCGCAGUAGUUCCUCCGAGAUGGGCUUCCACCACCAAACAGUAUCGAGCGGAUCCGCGCGCCCAUUCCUGGUGCGGAAAGCGAGCCCCCCGCUUGGAAUACCAUUAGCUGCCAUGCAAGAGAUGCAGGACUCAUACGCUCGAUAUGUCCAGGAUAUUGUGCAGAGCGAUGUUGGAAUGUAUCUUCCAACUGCAUAUGUGGAUCAACAGUCGGAUCUCCCGCGACACCUUCUGGGAGCGGUUGCAAACUAUUACAGUGCCGGUAAUGCAGCUAAAAAUGAGUGCGAACUCCUCCGUCGAGCCCUCGAAGUGCACGUAACCUCCGUAAUCCUCGAGCGAAGCCUCUUCCUGGAUGAAGAAUCACUGCACAAAGUGCAAGACCACCUCCAGCAAGAGUAUCCCAGACGCUCCGCCCCAAGAUGUGCGCAGAGGCAGAUCAAACUCGCUCUCUUCCUCCUGCAACAACGGCGCAUCCAAAUGGUCCUGAAGGAUUGGGGGAGCAUGAUGUGGGCCACACUUCCAAGUACAACGAAGGACAAGGACUGGGCCGUUGCGUUCGGGGUAUUUCUCACCCUGAUCCUGGUUAUGGAUAAGACCCUCGGGGCCGCGUUCUAUUUCUGCGAAGGUCGAAUCAAACAUCAUGGCUAUCAAGCGUCGACGGAGCGUGAGGCAUUCCAGGACCUGGUGCGGUCGACCCAGAAAGAGCUGUUCGACAGGUGCAAGGAGAUCUUCCACUGGAAAUUCAAGACGCGGAAAGGGGGCAGGGAGGCCUGUAAUCCGAUCCGCGAUGGCAUGGACGCCUUCCAGGGAAAAGCGAAAACGACCGACCAUGACAUCCUUCGUUUCGUUACGGAGUUACAGAAGGUCGUGGGUGAAUUUGGUCAGACCGCUCCAGUCCAAUUGAGCUGCAAAGCUGACGCUUCCACCAGAAUCCGACAUCCGCUCACACAAGUCCACUGA